This is a messenger RNA of Dipodomys ordii (Ord's kangaroo rat), 4340 nucleotides long. RefSeq names its product spindlin 1 (gene Spin1). NCBI's taxonomy places the organism in Eukaryota, Metazoa, Chordata, Mammalia, Rodentia, Heteromyidae. Bases 163 to 951 code for a protein of 262 amino acids. The transcript is spliced from 5 exons. The record is from RefSeq and is a predicted model, not a curated record. Gene Ontology annotation, cellular component: cytosol; nucleoplasm. Gene Ontology annotation, biological process: regulation of DNA-templated transcription; gamete generation.
GCAGUGUGCUUGUGAGUCCGUGUAAUUUUGCUAAGCUCCUAGAAGAGACACUUGGAUGGUGGAUUAACGAAAACACUGACAUUCCUUGGAAAGUUUCAAGUUGGAGAGUAUUGAAUUUUCACCCUAGUCAAGCAGCUCUGCUGCUCACAUAAAUACAGAUGAAUGAAGACCCCAUUCGGAAAGACACCAGGCCAGCGGUCCAGAGCUGAUGCAGGCCAUGCUGGAGUGUCCGCAAACAUGAUGAAGAAGAGGACAUCCCACAAAAAACAUCGGAGCAGUGUGGGGCCCAGCAAGCCUGUGUCCCAGCCCCGGCGGAACAUCGUAGGCUGCAGGAUCCAGCAUGGGUGGAGAGAGGGCAACGGCCCUGUCACCCAGUGGAAGGGGACUGUCCUGGACCAGGUGCCUGUGAAUCCGUCUUUGUAUCUUAUAAAGUAUGAUGGAUUUGACUGUGUUUAUGGACUAGAACUUAAUAAAGAUGAAAGAGUUUCUGCACUUGAAGUCCUCCCUGACAGAGUUGCAACAUCUCGAAUCAGUGAUGCACACUUGGCAGACACGAUGAUUGGCAAAGCAGUGGAGCAUAUGUUUGAGACAGAGGAUGGCUCUAAAGAUGAGUGGAGGGGGAUGGUCUUAGCACGGGCACCUGUCAUGAACACAUGGUUUUAUAUCACCUAUGAGAAAGACCCUGUCUUGUACAUGUACCAGCUCCUAGAUGAUUACAAAGAGGGCGACCUUCGCAUCAUGCCCGAUUCUAAUGAUUCUCCUCCAGCAGAAAGAGAACCAGGAGAAGUUGUGGACAGCCUGGUGGGCAAACAAGUGGAAUAUGCCAAAGAAGAUGGCUCCAAAAGGACUGGCAUGGUCAUUCACCAAGUAGAAGCCAAACCAUCCGUCUAUUUCAUCAAGUUUGAUGAUGAUUUCCAUAUUUAUGUCUACGAUUUGGUGAAAACAUCCUAGAUGUCAUCACGAACUUUGCCAAAUUUGUGGAACUAUUAAGUGUAUAAUUUGUAGACAUAAAGACUUGAUUGCUUUCCAGUUUAAUGAAAGCUUAAAUGUCCCUGCGAACCCACAAUCUCUGCCAGCAGAACUGGCUUUGUUCUGAGUAGUACAGAUUGACGUGAACACAAAGCAUCUUGUGUGAGGAGAACUCCUUCCUCUUGCAAGAAAGAAGUCUGUCUGUUGGGAGGGGAGUUUCCGGCAAGCUUGGUAAAAGUUAAGCUAAUUAUAAUGGUCAUUUCAAUUUGGAUAGAUCUUAACCAUUUCUUUUCACUCUAACACUGUCUUACUCUGCUGCCACAAUGCAAGCAUAGUUCGUUAUUUUGUUACUGCCUCUUUUGAGAGCUGUGUAUCUAUUAUCUACCUGUCUACCUGUGUCUGUGUGCCAAUGUAUAUAAUUAUAUACAUACACACAGCUUACCCAGGCACACACACCACUGGCAGUCCUUUCCUCUUGGAUUGGGAUGUGGGUGAUAAAAUUUUCUCCAGUUUAACAGGAGCGCUUGACCCAAGUCAGUCAUGAUAUGCCUGCUUUUUAUUUAAAGUUAAAUUGGGGCCCAGGAAGCACAUAGGGACAUUUACGUUUUGAAAGUCAGAGGUUCAGAGCACCUUUUUGUCUGGAGGCUUUCAACCACAAGCCCAAAAAUGACUUAGUUGUGAAUAGUUAAUGACCCCACAUUAGAACUUGAUAAGCUGGUGAGAAAUCUGGAUAAAAGACUGCCUUCAGUUCUAAGCUUUGUAAAUGUUUUUGUUUACAUUUUGAUCACGUUAUAAAUGCUUUUUAAGUAAAGCCCAGGUCCUUGGUCCACAUGGUAUAAUGUAGGUGUAUUUUGGAUGGCACAUUUGGUCCGUUAUUUGUACAAACCCGUAAUCUAGAUUUUAGCAUAUUGAUUUAAAAGGCAACAGAACAUCAGUGAUUUGUGUGUAUGUGGUUAAGUUCCUAGAAGAACAGUUUUUGUAUGAAAAAUGCAAGUUUGAAGAAUGGCAUUGUUGCCUUCUAACAGGUUCUCUGGGACUUUUAUUUUAUAUUUUUGUUCUUGUUGAUACAUGAUUAUGGUCAGAAGGUUUCUCCCCUUCUCCCCUCUCUGGCUUCUCCCCACUAAGAAUGUCUCACAAAUAAUGGCGUCAUCAAUCUCUGACACCUUUUGUGAUGAUGUAUGUUCUGUUCCAGGUUUGCUGUUAGUGUGGGUUUGUUUUCUUCCAUGGCCCUUGGGGUUUUGCAUGCCAGUCAUGUGUUACUGUAGAAAGCCCAGUCAUCCAGGUUGGCUUGUGGGUGCACUAGCAUUUCUCUGCCACAGAUUCCUUUCAUGGUGUCUUCUUGCAAAGUGGUGUGAACCAGAAAUGGAAAUGCAAAUGUGGUAGGUCUGUCAGUCAAUCAGACAGCUACUUUCGCUCAUUGGAAGAACCCUGUUGGUUUGACAGCCUGGAGGAAGACUGUAUGUGAAACCAAUCUCUUGUGGAGAUUGAAAGGUCUUACCUGUACUUGGGCAAAGAGCCUACCCAGGGUGCAUGCUGUCAGCCAAACACCAGAACUUUGGUUCUGAGGUCUGUAUUGACUUCUGCUGGGGCUGUUUUCCAUACUCAGAUCAUUCCAUGGUUUGCUUGAUUUCCAUUCCAGCCUUCACAAAGGCAGAUGACUUGUGCUUUUUUUUAGAUGGUAGUGAGCACUCACCAUGUGCACACACAGUCACCCUGUGCCCACCACUUCACCAAGGGCAGCCAAGGGCGAGCUUCUCAAAGCUGUGUGGGAUCCCAGUCUUAGGUGCUUGUCAUGUGUGCAAACAGGUGUCGUCCUGCAGAUCUGCCAUGUGUCCCCAUGCAUGUAAAUCUCAAAGCUGAGCCUGGCCUCCAGAGCCCACACUGACAUUGGUGGCACAACUUGAGUGUGUUCAACAUGCACACAGUGCAGAACAUGGUGCAGUGAAACUUCAGGUUGGAAAGUAAAGUUCCUUUUGAAGUAUCCUGAGGGUUGGGUCAAUUGAAAUAAUUGUAACAUUAUAUAAAGGCUUGCAUUGUGGUUUUUCUGCAAGCAACUUUAAUAUACCCAUGAUCUCCCAGUCUCUAGAGGAAUGUAACAUGAUGAUAAUGAUGGUUUUAAUCAUUGUUCCAUUUAUUGCCUUUAGAGCCGAGAGAAAGGGGAGGGUUUUUUUUGUUUGUUUUUUGUUUCCAUUUUUUUCUCCCCGUUUUUUCUUUUCUCUUUGGUGGCUUACACCACAGUGAAUGGCUAUCACUGUGACUUAAGUCACUCUGCUCUCAGCCCACUUAUCCUGGGCUUCACUUUAGGCUCAUGUUUCAGAUCUGCAUGCAUUGCUUGCAUUUUCCUGGUAUCUGGAUGUUGAUUCCUUGUCCUAGGAAUUUAACAUUAUUUCCAAAAUUAUCAUGGGACUUGUGGCAACACAAGACAUGAAUCUAUGUAUAAAAUUUAUUGGCCUUUCUCAUUUACCUGCUCUAGUAUUGUAUCGUGUGUGCGUGCGUGUGUGAUGUCAGGCUGCCACGUAAAAAAAUAACUUCAGAGAAGAACCUUGAAAGCAGACCAUCCUUUUUGCAUGCUCUAUUCUAAGUAGAAUGUUCAAUGUAACUAACUAAAAUUGCAUGUUAAAGAUAUUUAGGUUUUGUUUUGUUUUCUUUUUUUCUUUUUCUUUUACUUUCAGUUUCCUGUAUAUUUGCUUACUGUGCUGUUCUAGUGGUUGUAGGAUAAAAAAAAUGCACUGGUGAAGCAGAUGUAGUGCCAACCGAAGGUGAUUUUCCAGUUGUAAAUGUCAUGCAGCAUUUGAAGGGACUGUGUAUUCCCUACAAAAUCACAGUGACUUCUAAGCCAGAUUUCGUUUCUGUUGUUUUAUGUGCCAAACCUCGAAGUGCAUUGGGCUUGAAUCUCUGAACACUGUUAGACCCAUUAGAAGACUGUUUUUGAUUGUCACAAAUUGUAGUGCCUGAAAACAUUCAAAACUGAUUGUCUUAAAAUAACAAAACAAAACAAAAACAAAACAAAGUGAAAGUCCUCCAAAGACGAAACGGGAACAAUUAUUAUAACAAAACAAUUAAGGUCAAACUGUCUGUGGUUCCUUGGAAAUGCUGCGCUCUUUGUAUUCUCCAUCAUUAGUGCAGUUCAGAUGAAUGUGCAUAGUUCAGAGGUCUUCGUGUUCACACUUUAAAACUAGCUAAAUGACCUCAUCUUUCAAGCUUGAAUUUAUUUUGUUUUAAUUUUAUUUUAUACAGUGUGUAGACAAUUCCCUGUUCUCUGCAUUUAGACGUAUACACAGUAUAAAUCUGUCAAUUCUGUAAGUAAUUUUUAUAAUUAUGAUGUAACUCCAUCCUUCCUUAAAAAUUCAAAAUAAACCCUUUAUGUGCAA